This is a messenger RNA of Petromyzon marinus (sea lamprey), 6810 nucleotides long. Its product is annotated as cytochrome P450 2U1-like. Gene Ontology annotation, molecular function: iron ion binding; heme binding; steroid hydroxylase activity. Gene Ontology annotation, cellular component: intracellular membrane-bounded organelle; cytoplasm. Gene Ontology annotation, biological process: xenobiotic metabolic process. Lineage: Eukaryota; Metazoa; Chordata; Hyperoartia; Petromyzontiformes; Petromyzontidae. The record is from RefSeq and is a predicted model, not a curated record.
UUUGGUGGACACCACGUGGGUACGAGUUGAGCCGAGACCCAGCGAAACAGCCAGGGGUAGUCUCAGCUGUAGAGCCAGGGAUAGUCUCAGCUGUAGAGCCAGGGAUAGAGUCUCAGCUGUAGAGCCACGGAUAGAAUCUCAGCUGUAGAGCCAGGGAUAGUCUCAGCUCUAGAGCUAGGGAUAGAGUCUCAGCUGUAGAGCCAGGGAUAGAGUCUCAGCUCUACAGCCAGGGAUAGUCUCGGCUCUAGAGCCAGGGAUAGUCUUCAGCUCUAGAGCCAGGGAUAGAGUCUCAGCUCUAGAGCCAGGGAUAAAGUCUCAGUUCUAGAGCCAGGGAUAGAGUCUCAGCUGUAGAGACAGGGAUAUAGUCUCAGCUCUAGAACCAGGGAUAGUAUUAGCUCUAGAGCCAGGGAUAGAGUCUCAGCUUUAGAGCCAGAGAUAGAGUCUCAGCUGCAGAGCCAGGGAUAGAGUCUCAGCUGUAGAGCCAGGGAUAGAGUCUCAGCUCUAGAGCCAGGAUUAGAGUCUCAGCUGUAGAGCCAGGGAUAGAGUCUCAGCUGCAGAGCCAGGGAUAGAGUCUCAGCUCUAGAGCCAGGGAUAGUCUCAGCUCUAGAGCCAGGGAUAGAGUCUCAGCUGCAGAGCCAGGGAUAGAGUCUCAGCUGUAGAGCCAGGGAUAGAGUCUCAGCUCUAGAGCCAGGGAUAGAGUCUCAGCUCUAGAGCCAGGAUUAGAGUCUCAGCUGUAGAGCCAGGGAUAGUAUCAGCUCUAGAGCCAGGGAUAGAGUCUCAGCUCUAGAGCCAGGGAUAGAGUCUCAGCUGUAGAUCCAGGGAUAGAGUCUCGGCUGUAGAGCCAGGGAUAGAGUCUCAGCUGUAGAGCCAGGGAUAUAGUCUCAGCUCUAGAGCCAGGGAUAGAGUCUCAGCUGUCUCAGCUGUAGAGCCAGGGAUAGAGUCUCAGCUGUAGAGUCAGGGAUAGAGUCUCAGCUCUAGAGCCAGGGAUAGAGUCUCAGCUGUAGAGCCAGGGAUAGAGUAUCAGCUCUAGAGCCAGGGAUAGAGUAUCAGCUCUAGAGCCAGGGAUAGAGUCUCAGCUCUAGAGCCAGGGAUAGAGUCUCAGCUCUAGAGCCAUGGAUAGAGUCUCAGCUCUAGAGCCAGGGAUAGAGUAUCAGCUGUAGAGCCAGGGAUAGAGUCUGAGCUCUAGAGCCAGGGAUAGAGUAUCAGCUAUAGAGCCAGGGAUAGUCUCAGCUCUAGAGCCAGGGAUAGAGUCUCAGCUCUAGAGCCAGGGAUAGAGUCUCAACUCUAGAGCCAGGGAUGGAGUCUCAGCUCUAGAGCCAGGGAUAGAGUCUCAGCUCUAGAGCCAGGGAUAGAGUCUCAGCUCUAGAGCUAGGGAUGGAGUCUCAGCUGUAGAGCCAGGGAUAGAGUCUCAGUUCUAUAGCCAGGGAUAGAGUCUCAGCUCUAGAGCCAGGGAUAGAGUCUCAGCUCUAGAGCCAGGGGAUAGUCUCAGCUCUAGAGCCAGGGAUAGAGUCUCAGCUGUAGAGCCAGGGAGUCUCAGCUCUAGAGCCAGGGAUAGAGUCUCAGCUGUAGAGCCAGGGAGUCUCAGCUGUAGAGCCAGGGAUAGAGUCUCAGCUCUAGAGCCAGGGAUAGAGUCUCAACUCUAGAGCCAGGGAUAGUCUCAGCUGUAGAGCCAGGGAUAGUCUCAGCUGUAGAGCCAGGGAUAGAGUCUCAGCUCUAGAGCCAGGGAUGGAGUCUCAGCUGUAGAGCCAGGGAUAGAGUCUCAGUUCUAGAGCCAGGGAUAGAGUCUCAGCUCUAGAGCCAGGGAUAGAGUCUCAGCUCUAGAGCCAGGGAUAGUCUCAGCUCUAGAGCCAGGGAUAGAGUCUCAGCUGUAGAGCCAGGGAGUCUCAGCUCUAGAGCCAGGAUUAGAGACACGGUUGUAGGGCGACAGGCAGCGCUCGGAUCUGGACUGGCGAGGUGUUGGCCACCCCCCUCUUCGCGUGCCGUGCCGGCCCUCAUAGGUGCUACUCGGUGACAGCACUUGCCCCAACAUUCUGUUCAGGCUAUACGGGGGAUCUUUGGCUUUGUAUAACUUCUAUCGCAACGUACGUAAAACCAACCGUGCUAAUCGGAGUUACAGGGGAAGGAGACCAAAACACAAACAGCGGUUCUAAAUACAUGGGUUUGUCAAUCUAGAUGAUUUAAAAGUGCAUUACUCCCAGCGGCUUGCUAAUAUCGGUAGAGCGUUCCAGACGGCCGCAGAAGCGCAUCCAAAAGUCGCUUUUAGUAUCAGCUCGCCCGUGGGUAACCGAGGCCGCCAAAGUGCCUUGGGGGCUACUCGCGCCAAUGUCUCCUCUCCUCCUCCUCGCCGCCCUCGUCUCCGUCGCCUCGGCGCUCCUCUCGGCUCUCUGGCUCCGACGCCGGGGACCCGCGGCCCCCGGGGGGCCUCUCCCCCCCGGCCCGCGGGCGUGGCCCCUCGUGGGGGCGCUCCCCACGCUGUGGUGGGAGAACCGCAAAGCGGGAGGGCUGCUGCACGUUGCGCUGGAGAAGCUGGCGCGUCGCCAUGGCGACGUGAUGAGCAUCGCCACGGUCGCGGGCCGCCCGCCCGUCGUGGUGUUGAGCGGCGCCACCGCCGUGAGGGAGGCGCUGGGCCACCACCCCGAGGCUCUCGCCGGCCGCCCGGACCUGCCCCUCGUCCGCCUCGUCACCCAGCGCAAGGGCAUCGUGUUCGCUCCCCUGGGGGCCACCUGGCAGCGCCACCGCCGCUUCUCUCACGCGGCGUUGCGCCGAUUCGGGGCUGGACUCGCAACUGCAACCACAACAACCGAAUCCAGAUCCGAAUCUUGCUCCAUCCCCUCCCCCGGGCCCACCUCCCCCUGGCUGCUGGAGGCACGCGUGGAGCGGGAGGUGUCGAGUUUGCUCCGCACGCUUGCGUCGCGUUCGGGGGGGGUGGCCACCCCCUUCUCCCCGGCGCCGCUCACACACGGCGCCGUCGCCAACGUCAUCUGCGGCCUCUGCUUCUCCCACCACUACCACGACGACGACGGCGGCGGCGGCGGCGGCGAGGACGGCGAUGAAGGCUGCGCCGGAUUCCGCCGUGCCCUGCGGUUGAUGGUGCGCGGCAUGGAGCUGGCGUCCAACAGCCCGGCCAUGCUGAUCAACGUCGUGCCGGCGCUCCGCUGUCUGCCGUGCGGUCCGUUCCGGGAGCUCUUCUCCACCGUGGACGAGGUGUCCCGCUUCCUCAAGGGGAUAAUCCGUGAGCACGAGGAGACCCUGGAUCCCGCAAACCCCCGCGACUUCAUCGACGCCUUUCUCGUCGAGUCCCACGGAGGCCACGACGACGAUGAGGAGGGAGGAGGGGAGGCUCCAGGAGGGACCCGGGGAGUGCUGGAUGCCGAUGACCUCUUCUACAUCGUCGCCGACCUCUUCAUUGCCGGGACAGACACGACGGCCAACACUCUGCUGUGGUGCCUCCUCCUCAUGUGCACCUACCCGGCCGUGCAGGCGCGCGUGCAGGCCGAGCUCGACGCGGUGGUCGGCCGUGGGCGCCGCGUGUCUCUGAGCGAUCGCCCGCGCCUCCCGCUCACCGUCGCCACCAUCAUGGAAGUGCAGAGGCUGAGUUCCGUGGUGCCGCUCGCCAUCCCCCACUCGGCCACCCGCUCCGUGCAGCUGCGGGGGUUCACUAUACCCCGAGGCAGCGUGGUGCUGCUGAACCUGUGGGCGUGCCACGUGGACCCCCGCGUCUGGGCCCGGCCACUCCUCUUCGACCCCGAGAGGUUCCUCGACCCCCACGGCCGCCUGCGCAGGAGGGACGCCUUCAUGCCCUUCGGCAUCGGUCGCCGUUCCUGUCUAGGUGAAUCUCUCGCUCGCGUCGAACUCUUCCUCUUUUUCUCCGCACUCAUGCAAGAGUUCACCUUCACCAGCUCCGCCCCCCACAGCCCCGACUCGGCCCCACGAAGCCCUGUCCUCCAGGGCACCUUCGGGUUAACCUACGCCCCUCCACCUUUCACCCUCACCGCCGUUGCCAGGGCGGUUGGGGGAGUGGCCACGUGACCGCGGAGAACUGAUGCUGGACCAUACUUCACGGCUAGCGGUCACCGCUUCCUUCUGCCAGAUUUUUCACAGCCUGCAAGCUCCCACGGUGUCACUUCCUGCCUCUUCCUCUCCUCCCCGUGACGUCAGCUCCCCCACAACACCCUCACCACCUCCUUGUGAUGUCAUUUCCUCCCUCAUCCUCACCUCCUACUUCCGACGACGCGGCACCAUCGCGCUGUGGCGUCAUCGCGUCAAUUUGUAAAUAUCGCCGGAGAAAGUUCUGAGUGUGGUUCGAACCCGGGCCACCUGCACUCAAAGAGCGCGGCCACGAGGAACCCUGUUGCAGAUCUAAGUUGUUCUCUCGCUACCUAGUCGAGUUCUGUCGCAUUGCUGCGUGAAGUUUUCGUUUGGUCUCGGAGAACGAUUGAGGGAUUGAUUCGGAGUGAGUGAUUCAGAGAAAUAUUCAGAGGCCGCACGGUAAACCGCACGCAAGAGGGGACGGCAAAGCCAAAAACCGUCGCUCACAACAAUUGCCCAAGUACUGUGAUCCUAUGUUUGGGAUGUUUAUCAUUCAAUGAGUGUUUUUAACAUGCGGGAGUUAAAAUGGAGCACCCAGAGAAAACCACAAACGUGCGAGAGGGGGGGAUGAAUACCCAAUCCCCCUACAGAUGGAAAUUAAUCCUUCUUGCUGCUCUGCCAUCGUCCCCUGACCCUAAGCCAGGGCACAGCAAUGCUCGGCGAUCACAGGUAGAGGGGGAGUUCCACACGUGCGUACGAUCCACCAACCCUCACUGCCUCCACAGUGCCGAUAACACUCAGCUGAACCCCUCCCCUCACCCCCCCCCCCUCCUGGGGUUUCUCACUUCCCCUCGUAAAGUCUGGACCACGGUGAAUCACCGAAGCAUUCAAAGAUCGUCGCACCGCUCGGCCGGCUGAUGCGCUCAUCUUCGACGCAAGCGGAAGCUCUGCAUGACCAGUGACCCCCGCGACCAUGAGGAUAUUCUUGUUCCCGACCGCCCAUCCCCAACCGCUUCACCCCACUGCCACAGAGGGCUCGCUAAAGCAUUCCCAGGGGGUGACUACAAACAAGGCUCUCACCCUGUGGAAUUCCCUACCUCGUGGGAAAAAGAUGAACUCAACUUAAAAUGCGCCGCCGCUGUCCCACAGCGUUCUCUCCCCGCGCUCGAAAGAGAGAGAGGAUGAUUCAGAGGCGCUGGGAAGAACCACAGCCGAGCGUGGAGGCAGCGGCAGCCACACGGCGGGCUGGUGCUAGCAACAGUUUAAAUCGAUGGUUGGGAGUCACGUGUGUUGGUGGUGGAAGCGGUGGGGUGAAAUGUGGAUGACUACCGCCUUUACCCAAGAUGGUACCGGCCGGCAUGGAAGAACAGACCAAAAACCCUCUACCAUCGUGGAGGAGGCCCCAGCAGUGGCAUGAGCAAGCGAUUGCAGGGCUGCGUCCUGUACAAAGUGGCACUCGUUUUAUUCUCCCUACUGUUGUGAGUCUCGCUCGUGGACGCAGAAGCAACGGAGAGAAACUCGGUGGAGGUUUGGCAAAACGUGCUGCUGCUUCAGCUGCUGCCAUUGCCGCGUAUGCCGAGUCAUGUUACUCGGCGCUUCCCGCUGAGCCGGGAAGGGUGCAGGAGCCAACAGAGUGGAGAAUGGAGGUUGUGGCGGCAGUGCAAACUCCGCCCCACCAGAUGUACCCAGCUGGUAGACUAACACUGUGGUGAACCCAUGGACGCAGCUGCUGGUGCUGCUGGGUGGUGAGAGAUCGGGGGGGGGAGUUGAGAAAAUUGCCCCCCCCCUCCCCCACCAUUGUUUAAACAACUGCCGCACCGGGAGAUUGAAGUUGAACGGUGACUUCUGGGAUCGAAGUUCAGUGGCGUGCUGCUGACCACUACGCUACCACUGUGGCAACUCGCAAGCCAUCCCCCUCAUUUAUAGGUUAAUUAUGGCGGGUUGUUGUUGUUGCUACGGACACUUCCAUACGUGCGCUAAACUCGGUUUUGUUGAGUGUGCUAAACUUCUUUGGCACCGUACGCAGCCAACUGUGCGAAUCGGAAGUGCGGUGAAGGACAAUGCGGCAGCCACAAAAGGCAAAACAUAAAACUGGUUUCAACAAGCACUGCCACCACGUGAUCGGUGGUGGCAGCGGUUUUACAUCCAUAUGGUAACCUAGAGCGAUAUCGAAGACUCGCUGAUUAUAAAUAAUGUCGGUUUACAUCGACCAAACGGCGAGCGUGAACGGAUUUGAAAAUUGGUGGUUAACACAUUGUUGUUCGUUAUUCACGCAUUUAUUUUUCAGAAACGUGUUGGGUCAGGCAAGGGUGGGGGGUGGGGGGGAUACUCGUUUGCGACAAAAUUCAACAAAGCUGGGUACAGUAGCUCACCAAGGGUUGAUAAACCACUGCUCUAGGGCAUGGGUCGGGAACCUUCGGCUCCGGAGCCGCAUGCAUCUGAUUUUAAAUUUAUUACAAAUCAGAGCACCAGUCAUCAAAUAGGCACCUCCGAUCAGCACGGUUGGCUUCGUACGGUGCGAAAAACGUUCAACAUGCAACUUGACAAUUGGUCUGAAGACUACUUGAUACUUGUGACUUUACUGAAAGACUCAAAGAAUACUUGAUACUAUUUAUGCAAAUGAAAACGAAAUCAUGAAUCGAUGGCUGAAUACAGAAUAUAAGUUUGCAAGGCAUGAGCCAGUGCACAAUAUGAACCUCAAGGUGGUACCCCGGCUCUCGCAUAAUGUCUGUGAUGCAUUUAGUCUGUUGAUGGUCAGCGAUGCGGCAAUCGACUCAUCUC